AAGGGCUUGGCACUUUACAGACAUGAGAAAAUUGAAGGGGGAAAACAUCAUGUAGCGGCAUGGGAAUAAGAGUUUCAAACUGAAGGGCAAAAAUGUUGCUCAGAUUUACUGAUUUCGGCUGCAUACAUCAGUUGACACUUUUUAUCUGUUGCCCAAGCUUAGGUACUGAAAAGCGGAGUAGCGUGCUUAGCGUGCUUCUCUCUCUUGGAGAAACCAAAUCCUUGGAACAUUUCUCUCUUUUGAUAAUAAUGUCUUUGUUCUUUUUGUAUAACCCAACGCAGAUGCCUUGUAGGUGUUAUAGAGGGAAAGUAUUGAAAUGUUUGGGUCCCUAUUUGGGGUACUGCAAUUAUAUCGCAAAGCAAUGAACUAAUGGUGUGCAGUAUAAUUCAAAUUAAGAAU
Messenger RNA from Trichoderma asperellum CBS 433.97, 399 nucleotides. The record is from RefSeq and is a predicted model, not a curated record. NCBI's taxonomy places the organism in Eukaryota, Fungi, Ascomycota, Sordariomycetes, Hypocreales, Hypocreaceae.